AUGAAAAAUACGGGAACUUGAAUGGAUUUGGAGGUAAAAGGAGUGGCUACUUCUCCUAGGAGCCAAUCUCAGCUACUCUUGAGAAGAAAGAAGCCACUACAACAAGGAUGGGUUUCCAGAUCAUGGGCAACUCCGAAUCCCUACCCACCUAUGGUCCCACCACUUGAUUUGGGAAGCCUUGUGAGCUCUGAUGAUGAGGAUGAUUUUUCAUAUGUUCCACUUAAUAUGGUGCAUAAUCAUUUUAACCGACCAAAGUCAUCUGCUCUUGGUUGGGUCUCACCAGGUCAAAUACCAUAUGCUCAGCAUUAUCUAAAUGAACUGGAACAGGACAUAAUACCUGAAAAUUUGCCAUCACCAACAGGCAAAUACAAGCUAAAAUAUCAACCAUAUAAAACUGAAAUGAAAGAGGGAUAUACACAAUAUAGUCAGAGAAGUUCAGAAAAGACAAAAUCAAAUAUCACACAUCAACAGCCUUCAAGAAACAAGAUUGAUGAAAAGGGUGAAGAAAACAGCUUGGAUGACCUCACAACUCUGGAUAGGAAAGCCCUCUUGCAGAGUGACUAUGUGCACAACUCUCAACAUGURCAGCACAACGCAAGGAAAUCAGAUGCGGAAAUUGUGGCUGCAGAGAAGAAGAAACAGACCGUCACAGAGCAAAUGAUGAUCGACCACUUAUCUAGGGCUGUCAUCAGUGAUCCAGAGCAAAAUGUAACCACUGAGAAACAAGAAACUACUCAUCCUCUACGACUUAGGAAAAGAACACUACAUGAAACAAAGAUAAGAACCCACUCUACAUUAACUGAAAAUGUGCUUUCUCAUAAAGUACAAUUUGAUGGUAGGAUCAUAUCGAGAAAUGGACAUGAGGCCUGCCGAGAACUGAUUGGGUUCUUUUUCACUCAUGACCAGUCUCUCACAAUGUAUGAGUACCGGCAAUUUGGGAAAAACAGAACAAAUGUGCUUCCUUUUAUUCAAAAAAACAUUUAUAGUCACCAGAGUGGACGAAGAAAAGGAAAACCAUACCAACUUGGUGAUUUUUAUAUUGGUGCAACCUUGACAUUUUUGACCUCUGAUCACCCAAGCCUUCCAGAAAGCAUGAAAGAAAAUUCAAUACUUAGACUUCGAAUCACCAAUAUUGAUCAAAUAGCUUUGGAUUCUCUGAAAACUACUUCAGUGGAAUAUGAAAGUGAUAUAAUCAAUCAAGAAGCCAAUGAUAGRCUGGUCUUCAAGACCAUUCAAGAUGUGCUAAAAGAAAAACUACGUAAAAGAGGUGUUCGUAUUUUGACUGGAUUGGGAAAACACUUUCAACAAUUGGACAAGGAAGGAAAUGGGCUUUUAAAUAAGGCAGAUUUGAAGCAAGCUCUGAAAGUUUUUCAUUUAGAWGUGUCGGAAGAGGAUUUUGAGUCUUUGUGGCUGAUUCUGAGUGGCAGUGGUGAUGGCGAGGGCAAGGACAAGGACAAGGUAGAUUAUGGAGAAUUCAAACGUGCCAUUAUUGGUGAAAUGAAUGAAUACAGGAAAUCAUUUGUUCGAAAGGCUUUUAUGAAACUGGAUUUCAACAAAACUGGCACUGUGACUCUCACAGACAUAAGAAAAUGUUAUUGUGCCAAGGAGCAUCCUCAAGUAAUUUCAGGCCAUUCCACAGAGGAAGAAAUCAAAUCAUCUUUUCUAGAAACAUUAAAGACCAUCUGCAGCAAGUCUGAUGAAGUAUCAUAUGGUGAAUUUGAAGAUUACUAUGAAGGUCUAAGCAUAGRGAUAGCAGAUGAUGCAGAUUUUGUUAACAUCUUACGUAUUCCAUGGGGAAUUUAG
Messenger RNA from Urocitellus parryii (Arctic ground squirrel), 1803 nucleotides. It is a transcript of the gene Caps2, whose product is annotated as calcyphosine 2. The record is from RefSeq and is a predicted model, not a curated record. NCBI's taxonomy places the organism in Eukaryota, Metazoa, Chordata, Mammalia, Rodentia, Sciuridae. Gene Ontology annotation, molecular function: calcium ion binding.